CGGGACCGAGCGACUGCGCAUGCUCGCCGUCGGCGCUGGCCGGGGAGCCGAGCGGCCGUGACGGACUUAAGUGCUCGUUUGCGGUGCUCUGCGGUGGCGGCUUGCGAUGGCGAUGGUUGAAGAUCAACUGGAUUAUGUAUUUCCUUCUGGAAUCUCCAAGCAGUGCACACACAGUGGAUUCUUCCUUAAGUUAUCUAUGCCAGGGGGAACAAUAUAUUUUUAACAACAAGAAUCAGUAACUGGAAGUACAAGAUUGAUUAAUAAUGUUAAAAUAAAGUUUUAAUCAGCAGAGGUGCUGUUACCAGACUUGUCCUCUGAGUAUCAAUUAAAAAUGACUGAAGUUCAAGCAAUGGUAGAAUUCUCCGUGGAGCUAAACAAGUUCUACAAUGUGGAUUUAUUCCAGAGAGGUUUUUACCAGAUUCGUGCAUCUAUGAAAAUUCCACCAAGAAUUCCCCACAGAGUAGAAGCUAGUUUGUUAAAUGCAACAGGUGUGGCACUAGCCUUCCCAGCUUCAGUCCAUGAUUCUCUGAUUUGUAGUAAAACAUUUCAAAUCCUAUAUAAAAAUGAAGAGGUUGUUUUAAAUGAUGUAAUGAUCUUCAAAGUUAAAAUGCUGUUGGAUGAAAGAAAGAUUGAAGAAACCCUUGAAGAAAUUAAUUUUCUGUUAUCCUUGGAUCUGCAUUUCACAGAUGGAGAUUAUUCGGCAGAUGAUCUGAAUGCCUUACAACUAAUAAGUAGCCGAACAUUGAAGCUGCACUUUAGCCUCUAUAGAGGACUUCAUCAUCAUGUUAAUGUUAUGUUUGAUUAUUUCCACCUUUCUGUUGUAUCUGUUACAGUCCAUGCCUCAUUGGUUGCACUACACCAGCCACUAAUAAGCUUUCCCCGCCCUGUGAAGACUACUUGGUUAAAUAGAAAUGCACCAGCCCAAAAUAAAGAUUCUGUGAUUCCCACUCUGGAAAGUGUGGUCUUUGGCAUCAACUACACAAAACAGUUAUCACCAGAUGGCUGUACCUUCCUCGUUGCAGAGUCCUUCCUUAAUCAUGCCUAUCAUUUUCACUAUACACUCUGUGCCACUUUGCUGCUAGCCUUCAAGGGAUUGCACAGCUACUUCCUUACGGUAACAGAAGAGAUUCCCUCUUGUCAGAAACUAGAACUGGCCAAGGCCAACAUGCAGGUCCUAUAUGAGCGCCUUCUCAGAAGAAAACAGCCAAGAACUCAGAAUGACACCUGUGUAGAGGAAAUGAAUGUAGAAGCUCGUCUUAAUGAACUAUGUGAAGAAGUUAAGAGGAUAGAAAAUCCUGAUGAACUGGCAGAGCUUAUCAAUAUGAACCUUGCACAACUUUGCUCACUUCUGAUGGCCUUAUGGGGACAAUUUCUGGAAGUUAUAACCCUUCACGAAGAGCUAAGAACAUUAUUAGCACAGGAGCACCAUACUUUGAGGGUUCGCAGAUUCUCUGAGGCAUUCUUUUGUUUUGAACAUCCAAGAGAAGCUGCCAUUGCAUACCAAGAACUUCAUGCUCAGAGUCAUCUACAGAUGUGCACCGCUAUCAAAAAUACUUCUUUCUGCAGUUCUCUUCCACCCCUGCCUAUUGAAUGUAGUGAAUUAGAUGGAGAUCUCAAUUCAUUGCCUAUAAUCUUUGAAGAUAGGUAUUUAGAUUCAGUUAUUGAAGACUUAGAUGGACCCUGGAUGGGAAUUCAGAAUCUUCACAUAUCAGAGUCCAGUAGAAUGGAUAAAUAUGAGACUGAAGAAAGAUCUGUAACAGGACUUUCUAGCCCAGAGUUGAAGGUCAGACCUGCUGGUGCCUCCAAUAUUUGGUAUACAGAAGGUGAAAAACAGCUAACAAAAUCUCUGAGAGGAAAGAAUGAAGAAUCACAUAAAUCCAAGGUUAAGGUCACUAAGCUCAUGAAAACAAUGAAACCAGAAAACACAAAAAAGUUAAUAAAACAGAACUCUAAGGAUUCUGUGGUUUUGGUAGGCUACAAAUGUUUGAAAAGUACAACAUCAAAUGAGCUCACUAAAUGCUUUGAAGGCACUCCUUCACAUAGUCAGAAAGAAGGUCUGGAUCCCACAGUAUGUGGAUAUAAUUUUGACCCAAAGACCUACAUCAGACAGACAAGUCAAAAGGAAGCUAGCUUUUUGCCAACUAAUACAGAGAGAACUGAACAAAAGUCUCCAGAUACUGAAAAUAUACAGCCAGACCAGUUUGAUCCUUUGAACUCUGGCAGCCUAAAUCUUUGUGCAAAUUUGUCCAUUUCAGGUAAACUUGGUAUCUCCCAGGAUGAUAGUGAAAUCACACACAUGGAACACAAUCUUGCUUCCAGAAGUUCAUCAGAUGAUUGCCAUGACUGUCACACAGCCCCAACCUCUGGAGAUAAAACAACUGAAGUAAAGUCCAGCAGUAAAGAUCCUUUCAAUGGAGAGAAAAUAACUGUUAAAAUAGGACCUUGGACAGAACUCCAACAAGCUGCAAUGUCUGUGGAUAAUUUACUAGACAACUUUGAGUCCUUAGAAUUUAGUGGUAAAUCUAAAUCUAUAGAAAUAACACUUGAGAAGGAAGCCUUACAGGAAGCAAAGUGCCAUUCUAGUGGAGACUCAGUAGUUAAGUUACAAAGCAAUCUCCCUGCUCCUACAAAAGAGUAUCAUGUUGUAGUAAGUGGAGAUGCAAUUAAAUUACCGGAUACUAAUGCCACAUAUGCCUCAUCAAGAUUUUCAGAUUCAGGUGUUGAAAGUGAGCCAAGUUCUUUUGCAACACAUCCAAACCCUGAGAUAGUCCUUGAAAUUGGUCAAGGCCAAGGUCCUUAUAUUAACGAAAGAUUAUUUCCUCAGAUUUUGAUGAAACCUGAUUAUAAUGUAAAAUUUUCAUUAGGAAGUCACUGCACUGAGAGUACCAGUGCAUUCAGUGAAAUACAGUCAUCAUUAACAUCUAUAAACUCACUGCCUUCUGAUGAUGAGCUGUCACCUGAUGAAAGUGCUCAGAAGUCUACUAUAAUUGAAUGCCAUCUAAGUGAUAGCAAGACUGUGUUAAAUCUAGGGACAAUUGAUUUGCCAAAAUGCGAUGAUGCUAAAAAGUCAAGUGUUAUUUUGCAACAGCAAUGUGUUGUAUUUUCAGGACAUUUAGAUGAUGCAACUUUAGCAAUACAUUCCUCAAAUUCAAGUGAUAAGGACCCUUUACAGCUUGUUUUGUCAGCUAAAGAUACUUCUGGUGAUAUGAAGAGUAAUUGUAACUCCAAGCCUUCUUUGGACACUGUAUUUAAAGGAUCCCAGGGUCAUGAUACAUCUAAUAACUCUGCAGGAGCAGUGAUCACAGUAAAUUCAAAACUGAUUUGUUUAGGCACCCCUUGUGUUGUUUCAGGUUCCGUUUCCACAAAUGCAGAGCUUAGUGAUGAUAGAACUAUGGGGAGAAAAAGUAGUGAGCCGUUAAAUCUCAGACAGAUGGAUUCAGAAGCCUCUGUAGUUGAGAGAGAAACUCACCUGGGUCCGAGUGACCCUCUUUCAGCUAGUACUGAUGUGGUAAAACAAGGACUUGUGGAAAAUCACUUUGGAUCACAAAGCAAUACACAUAUUUCUGACACCUGCGCUGUGAGCUACUGCAGUUCAGUUAACCCUCAGAAGGAGAGUUGUGAUAAAAGAAGUCUUCAACAGGAGCAGGGCACAGAAGAUGAGGAGGAAGAACAGGAUCAACAAAUGGUUCAAAAUGGGUAUUAUGAGGAAGGUGAUUGUUCUGUUUUGGAUGGAGCAAUACAUGCUCACUGUACAAGCAGGGAGUUACUAGCAGAAGAGAGACUUACAAAAUCUGAAAAAGUAAACAGUGAAUACCUGCGGGAUAGUACAAAUAUGCCUACUGUUUGUACUUCUGGUUGUUUGUCCUUCCCAUCUGCGCCACGAGAGUCUCCUUGUAGUGUUAAGUAUUCUUCUAAAAGUAAAUGUGAUGCCAUUACAAAGCAACCAGGCAGCAUCUCUCAUAACUUCACAUCCUCAAAUUCCUGGUAUGAAAACUCGCCCAAACCUCAAAUCCAAGCCUUCCUUCAUGCAAAAGAUGAAUUGAAGCAACUUAAGCUCCCUGGGUUCAUGUACAGUGAUGUUCCUCUGCUGGCAUCCUCAGUACCUUACUUUAGUAUGGAAGAGGAGGAUGGUUCUGAAGAUGGGGUGCAUCUCAUUGUCUGUGUACAUGGUUUGGAUGGUAACAGUGCAGAUCUUCGGCUAGUAAAAACAUAUAUCGAACUCGGACUGCCUGGGGGAAGAAUUGAUUUUCUUAUGUCUGAGAGAAAUCAGAAUGAUACUUUUGCUGAUUUUGAUAGCAUGACUGAUCGCCUUUUGGAUGAGAUCAUACAGUAUAUUCAGAUAUACAGUUUAACAGUCUCAAAAAUAAGCUUUAUUGGACAUUCAUUGGGCAAUUUAAUAAUACGUUCAGUGCUUACAAGACCAAGGUUUAAAUAUUACCUCAGCAAGCUUCAUACGUUUCUUUCUCUCUCUGGACCUCACCUUGGUACACUCUAUAAUAGCAGUGCUCUCGUCAAUACAGGUCUCUGGUUUAUGCAAAAAUGGAAAAAAUCAGGAUCUCUUUUGCAACUGACAUGUCGAGAUCAUUCAGACCCUCGCCAGACAUUUUUAUAUAAGCUUAGUAAUAAAGCAGGCCUUCAUUAUUUCAAGAAUGUUGUACUGGUUGGAUCUCUACAGGAUCGCUAUGUUCCUUACCAUUCUGCCCGCAUUGAGAUGUGUAAAACAGCUCUGAAGGACAAACAGUCAGGACAGAUCUAUUCAGAAAUGAUCCACAACUUGCUUCGCCCAGUUCUGCAGAACAAAGGCUGUAAUUUGUUUCGCUACAAUGUCAUCAACGCAUUGCCCAAUACAGCUGACUCACUCAUUGGGCGAGCUGCACACAUAGCUGUCCUUGACUCAGAAAUAUUUUUAGAGAAGUUCUUUCUGGUUGCUGCCCUCAAGUAUUUCCAGUAGGACAAACAAUUACCUCAUUCAACAGUGAUUUAAAAUGUAUUAUACAUAAAUGUACAUGUGAUAAGUUCUAAGAAAUAUUUAUACCUUUUUAUAUGGAAGAUAAUUUAUAUCAUCCAUGUGUAGAGCCUUUUAAACAUCAACUUUACUUUCUAGGUAAUGUGGCUGUGCAAUAUUUUUUUAAUUUUAUCUUUUUACUUUUCUAUUACUUUUUCAUAUAUUUUGCUACCUAAGUAUUUCAGUGAAACUUCAAGACCAUAUGUAUGUCUGAUCACUUAUUAUUGGCUUUCCACAAUUUUGGCUUUUCACAAUCCUUAUAUCAGACUGCGGUUAUUGCUAGAAUAGCGUGGGAUUUAAAUUUUUCUAGUUUGGGGCUUUUGUUUAAUUCUCUAUAAAUUUUACUUUGAACAGUUUACUGUGUUUUAACUGGAAGUGAAAUAAUGGCUGCUAAAACAUAAUUUUGAAAUCAACUUCUUUACUCCUAAAAUUUUCCUUAUCAUAUGAUUAUACCAGGUAGUUCAUACAUGACAAUGUUAUAAAUGUUUUCUAUAAAAUCAUUACUGUUGCUAUUAAACACAUGUCAUACACAUUAAAAUAUAUUUUCUAUCAGUUCAACAUUAUUUCUCAUAUUGACUUUUAUUACUGGAACUUUUCUUGUUCAUAUUAGCAGCUUAUAAAGAUUUUUGAAUGCCCUCUGCCUUGACUUGGUUGGAAUUUUGCUAAAUUUGGUAAAGUUGCUUGAACUUUCUGACUACAUUUCUUUAACUUUUUUCAUGGACUUCCUUAUAUGUACAUAAUUAAAUGGUGAAAUUUAUGAAAUACUUUUGUGAAUUUAGAGAAUUUUUAAAUACUAUUAAAAUUUAUUGAUAUAAAGAGACAUGUAAAUAAAAGAAUUCAGUUUAAAAUGGAAAAAAUACUUUACAUGUUUGGUGACACAGAUGCAAAUGUUUUUGAUAUAUGGAGAUGAUGAUAAGUCUUUUGACUUUCCUAAAGGUGCUGAAUAGCAUUAACUUCACUAUUUUCCUUUCCUUUACUUGUGAAAAUAAUAAUGCACUAAGAAUGGAUGGAAGGUCUGUUUGCAUUCACCAGUUGUAAUGAGAAGAAGGUUUUUGUAAGUCUGUACUGUAUAAUUGGUGCAUGUUUAUUUUUAGCAUUGUGAUUAUUGCCUCUGGUGUUAAUAAAUGAGCAAAUGCUUACCUGGAGGAAUA
Messenger RNA from Jaculus jaculus (lesser Egyptian jerboa), 6156 nucleotides. It is a transcript of the gene Fam135a, whose product is annotated as family with sequence similarity 135 member A. Bases 332 to 4951 code for a protein of 1539 amino acids. The transcript has 23 exons. The record is from RefSeq and is a predicted model, not a curated record. NCBI's taxonomy places the organism in Eukaryota, Metazoa, Chordata, Mammalia, Rodentia, Dipodidae.